Molecule: messenger RNA, 1759 nt
Organism: Manihot esculenta (cassava)
Lineage: Eukaryota; Viridiplantae; Streptophyta; Magnoliopsida; Malpighiales; Euphorbiaceae
Product: transcription factor MYB4
Exons: 3
Coding region: 412-1515 (367 amino acids)
Source: RefSeq, a predicted model, not a curated record
GAGAUCUGAUGGUAUAUGUUUCCUCUGUAUUUUUGUGAAAACAUGAUCGGUUAAUAAUAAUUAAAGGAUGAAACAAAGUUACUGCAGAAGAUGUCCUACGUUAUGAUACAACUAUGAGAUGUUAAAUGACACACGUGGCAUGUUGAGUCACCGUUCGCAAGUCUAAAUCAUGACCUUCAUUUCUCUGUCCGCCAACUUUUUAUAUAGCCAAAGGUACAGCAGAAACCUCCACAAACCCCAGUUCCCAUCAUCAGCUACUUCCUUUUUUAUUUUAUUUUAUUUUUUUUUCUGAAAACUGAAAAGGGAACAAAAAGAGAAUCACCUCCUCCUCUCAAUCUCAAAAGUCAAAAGCUAAUGUGGCAUUGGGACAUUUGCUGAGCCCUUGUACUGCACAGCAAGCAUCUACAACAAAUGGGAAGAGCACCAUGUUGUGAGAAAGUGGGAUUAAAGAAAGGGAGAUGGACAGCUGAAGAAGAUGAAAUCUUGACCAGCUACAUUCUAGUCAAUGGAGAAGGCUCAUGGAGAUCACUCCCCAAGAAUGCAGGGCUGCUAAGGUGUGGUAAGAGCUGCAGACUGAGGUGGAUUAAUUACUUAAGAGCUGACUUGAAGAGAGGGAACAUCACCAAAGAAGAGGAAGAAACCAUUGUUAAGUUGCACUCAACUUUGGGUAAUAGGUGGUCUUUGAUCGCUGCACAUUUGCCAGGAAGAACAGACAACGAGAUAAAGAAUUAUUGGAACUCUCAUUUGAGAAGAAAACUUUACAGUUUCUCCAACAAUAAUUCCCUGUCCUCCUCCAUAAAUAUUGCCAAAUUAGCUGCAUUACGCAAAUCGGGAGGUGGUAGAUCUGCCACUAGAAAACACAAGCCCAACACAUGCAUGUCAGCACCCAAGCCUAAUAACAUCGAAACCCUAGCUGAAGCAGUACCUGAUCCACCCUCUCCUAAUAAUACCUCUGACGAGGGUAACCAGAGAAUGGGCUUGGUCACCGAGAGCUUUACAAGCGAGGUGGAAAACUGUAGAAGAGGCCUCGGUAAUGGUGGUGUUCAGGGUUGUUCAUGGAAAGAGAAGGACGAAACAUUUAGUGCAGUAGGAGUGACGUGCCCUAGAAAGGAAGGACAAACUGAGGACUGGGGACCACACGUAUUGCUAGACAGUGAAAUAAAUAUCCUUAAAUAUGCCCUGGAAGGUGAAGAUGUAGAUCCAAGUGGGAACCAUAUUAUUGAUACCCUUAAUAAAGAGAGAGAAAUUGGUGGCAGUGAAGAGAGAGGACAUGAAGUGAUGGGUCCAGAUAGAGUGGCAGCAAAUGAGCAGGAGAGAGCAAGCACCAGUACUGCUACUACAGCUUGGAGUUCAAAUGCAGAAACUGGCGAAUUAUAUAAUUGUGGAUCAUCCCAAUUUGAUGAGGAAUGGUAUAAUUUAAGCUUUGAUUGGGAGAGUAUAGGAGGCAUAGAUGAUACUGUAAUAAGGGAAUUAUGGGAUGAAGGGGAAAAGAUUAUGUCAUGGUUAUGGGACUAAUGACAGUUCAUGAGAAGAAUUCAUAAACAAUGGAGGUAUCUACUGCUCUGGAGUGAAGUUAUCGGCUGAAUUUAUGGCCAAUUUGUUGUAUCUGUCUCUAUUUCAUCAAAUCCAAUGAUUUGGUUUCUGAAUUGAAGAAUUUUUGAAACCGUGAUGAUGAACUUACAAGUUAGAUUUAAAUAGUAGUAUUUAUGUUUUCUGUAGAUCGAUUAAUUAAUUCAAAUUUUACUGUGUGGUUUUGAUU